AUGACUGAAAGACCUCAGGUCGAUCCCAACCUGGAUAGAUUUUCAACGUGGUAUUCUACCUACCAUGGCUAUGUCAGUUUGUGUGUUUGUAUGUCUGGAAUAUUACUCAAUAUAUUUAAUGUGACUGUUUUAACACGUAAACACAUGCACACACCUGUCAAUCAUAUCUUAACAGGACUAGCUAUCUCGGAUAUAAUUACAAUGUUAUCGUAUGUACCGUUUGCAGUACAUUUUUACUGCAUGCAUCCGACAGAAGCUGGCACUCCAGAGAAAAACAGCAUAUAUUGGAUGACAUUUCUAUUGUUCCAUAUAAAUCUGACAACCGUUACGCAUACAAUAUCGAUAUGGCUAUGCGUCUCUUUAUCAAUUAUUAGAUUCUUACAUAUCCGUUCUCCAACACGAGCUCGCGUAGUUCGUCUUGCACGUAUGAGACAAUCAAAAUAUCUAGUUGUUUUGGUAUACUUUACAUCAGUGAUAGUCAUGAUACCAAAUUAUUUAACUAACGAGCUAAAGCCUGCUCACGUUUCUACCAACGAAACAAAUUCGACCAUAUUUGUGUUAGAAAACUUACGUCUUGGUCGUAAUGAUACUACGCCUUUAGUGUUAAUAAAUGUGUGGCUGUACGCUAUAGUGGCCAAAUUAACACCGUGUUUGUUAAUUACAGUCUUUGGAUGUAUGUUAUUGUAUCAAAUGCAGGUCCAAGUGAAACGAAGACGGAGUAUCAUAGCUAAAUUCAGUGGUACAAGUGGCAUUAAAUUAAAGGAACAUUCUCGAACUACGAAAAUGCUGAUAUCUGUGAUUGUUCUAUUUAUUGUAACAGAAUUCCCUCAAGGAAUUUUGAUAGUGCUUAGUGCGUGUAAAGCGAAUUUUUUUGAAACGGUGUACUUGCCUCUUGGGGAUAUUAUGGAUAUUGUUGCCUUAGUGAAUAAUGCUGUGAAUUUUGUUUUGUAUUGUACAAUGAGUACCAAAUUUCGUGAAACCUUUCUUCGACAAUAUUGUACCAUGCCAAAAUUUCCAAAAACAGAAAAUGGAUUUACACUGCGUGAAAAAUUAGAUUCCUAUAGUAAUAACAACCAAGUGUAG
Messenger RNA from Lottia gigantea (owl limpet), 1083 nucleotides. RefSeq lists its product as hypothetical. Bases 1 to 1083 code for a protein of 360 amino acids. Gene Ontology annotation, molecular function: G protein-coupled peptide receptor activity. The transcript has a single exon. The record is from RefSeq and is a predicted model, not a curated record. Gene Ontology annotation, cellular component: membrane. Gene Ontology annotation, biological process: G protein-coupled receptor signaling pathway. NCBI's taxonomy places the organism in Eukaryota, Metazoa, Mollusca, Gastropoda, Lottiidae.